This is a messenger RNA of Chlorocebus sabaeus (green monkey), 903 nucleotides long. The record is from RefSeq and is a predicted model, not a curated record. Lineage: Eukaryota; Metazoa; Chordata; Mammalia; Primates; Cercopithecidae.
AUGGCUGUAAACGUUCCACCUCGUUAUGACAAAAUCUACAACUUCUUUCCCCUUUCUGGCCAUGGAGAACAAGUCCACUCUCCUCCAAGGCUCCUUCUGACGGGCGCGGGCCCCGCGCGGCAGGUGAAGGUGCUGCGGGGACCCCGCCGCCCGGCCUGCGCCCAGACCCCCGCCCCGCCGCCACCUGGGGGGAAGGACCCCGCCGGCCUCCCAGGGACCGCCACCCCGGCUGCACACGGAGCCUCCGCCGGCCGAGCAGCCCGAGCUGGGGGAGGGGGCGCCCCCGCGGGGAGGGGGGAGGGGAGGGCCGGCCCCGCCGACGUCAGCGACCUGGGCGCAGGUCGGCCGCCCCUCCCCCGCUGUGCGGCCCCGGCCCCGGGGGCGCCCCACCGAAGCCCAGGGAGGAGGCGGGGGAGCCCAGCUUGCGGCCAAGAACGGCCCAGCGGCGCCACGGGACUUGGGAAAGUUUGUGCGCGCUCCUCCGCGCCACGGCCACGCGCAGAGGAGACUCAGAGCCGGCCCCGGGCCCGGCCCGGCACCGCCACGCGCGAAAGCAGAGGGAGCGCGCCCCGCAAGAACUCCAGCGGAAACAACCGAAGACCAGAAAGGGAGCAGGAAGGAGGGCUGCUCUGGAAGCAGAUGUCACCAGUACCGCCCACCUACCCAAAAUCACAGAAGGAAAACCUCAAAGGAUGCCCACCACCAUCGUAAACGGAUGCCCCCCCAGCACGAGGUCCUAUAGCGCAGUGAAGCUCCCAGACGGCUCCGGACUUUCAUUCCCUCAUUCCCACGUGUCUGUUCCUUAUGUCCCUCACUUUUAUAAACUAUCUCCACCCGAUUCCUUGCCAAUCAACUUAAUCUCCACCCAAAAUAUAAAACCCCCUUCCUUUAAAGCGUGCAUUA